Messenger RNA from Athalia rosae (coleseed sawfly), 2638 nucleotides. It is a transcript of the gene rngo, whose product is annotated as protein DDI1 homolog 2. NCBI's taxonomy places the organism in Eukaryota, Metazoa, Arthropoda, Insecta, Hymenoptera, Athaliidae. The record is from RefSeq and is a predicted model, not a curated record. Gene Ontology annotation, biological process: proteolysis. The transcript is spliced from 6 exons. Gene Ontology annotation, molecular function: aspartic-type endopeptidase activity; protein binding. Bases 238 to 1632 code for a protein of 464 amino acids.
CGCACUUUGACGCAGAAUAUCUUUGCCCAUGACUGGCAGUCUUCUAAUAUUCUUCAGUUAACGCCUCACGCCAUACCUCGGCAAGGUGGAAAGUAUUUUUGCUGAGCUGGGUUGUUUACAACCCGAAAACUGUUCAUCAUCCCCCAAAAUCAUUUUUGAUCAUUCAGCGCGAAAAAUCGUGUCUUAAAUUUUUGUCACUGUGUUUCAAUAGUGCGGUGAAAGUAUAUUUUUUUUACAAUGAAAGUGACCGUAACUACACUCAGCGAUGACAUCUUUGUAUUAGAUGUCAGCGAGGAGUUGGAGCUUGAAAACUUCAAAGCAUUCUGUGAAAUAGAAAGCGGUUUUCCGGCUCACGAAAUUAUGAUUGCAUUCAACGGCAGGCCCUUGAUGGAUGACAAAAAACCGCUUAAAGAACAUGGAAUUCGAGACGGAGAUGUUGUAAUUUUACAGCAUAUGCAACAGAGUGGAUCUGGAUUAAAUUUACAUACUUUUGACGGAGCAGUACCCACGUUGGACUUCAGUGAAAUCCGAAUUCCUGGAUCAUCCAAUCGAUCUGUACCUAGUUCAAGCGGAGCGCCAGUACAACAAAGAGCGCAGAAUUCGCGUACUGAAGAUGACCCUGUCAUGAUCAGAGACAUGUUUCUAGCUAAUCCUGAUCAACUGGCAUUACUUAAACAAAAUAAUCCUAGGCUAGCUGACGCUUUGCUUUCUGGAAACAUUGAGAGGUUCUCUAACGUUUUGAAGGAACAGAUCAAGUCACGCGAAGAACGCCAAGUACAGCGCGUGAGGAUGAUGAAUGCAGAUCCUUUUGACACAGAAACUCAAAGACUGAUAGCAGAAGAAAUACGGCAAAAAAAUAUCGAAGCGAAUAUGGAGGCAGCUAUGGAGUAUAAUCCUGAAACUUUUGGCACUGUAGUUAUGCUCUAUAUUAAUUGCAAAGUUAAUGGGUUUCCUGUGAAAGCAUUCAUCGAUUCGGGUGCCCAGACAACAAUCAUGUCCGCUGCAUGUGCAGAAAGAUGUCACAUAAUGCGUCUAGUAGAUACAAGAUGGGCAGGUGUGGCAAAGGGUGUAGGUACCCAAAAAAUAAUUGGGCGCAUUCAUAUGGUACAAAUACAAAUUGGACAAGAUCACCUAACCACGUCUUUUAGUGUUCUUGAAGAACAGCCAAUGGACAUGUUACUUGGACUCGACAUGCUCAAAAGACAUCAAUGCUGCAUAGACCUUAGAAAAAACUUACUAAACAUUGGUACCACCGGGACAGAAACGCCAUUUUUAACGGAAGGGGAAUUACCAGAAUGUGCGCGGCUGAGUGGAAACAGCGACAAGUCUUUGGAUGAUCGAGAUCUACAAAGAGCAUUAGAGGAUAGUUCAAAAGAUGCAAAGAAACAGAAACAGCAGGACGGGCUAAACGCAAGUAAUAGUCCUAUGAAUGUAACACCAUCAGUUUCAUCCAGUACAUCAAUGACUCUAGAAACAACUGUUCUUCCACAUGAUCCGUUUACAGACGGUACGGUGAAAGAAAUCGAAGCUUUAGGUUUCACUCGCGCCCAAGUAAUCUCAGAAUUACGUCGAUUUAAUGGAGAUAAGGCUCAAGCAACAGCCGCGCUGUUUGCAAAGUCCUUGAAAUUCUAAAAAUGGGAAUGUUACAACAUUUUAGGAAGCAAUACAGAACAUUAGUGAAAUAAAGAUUCGCUUGGUAAACAACAUGAAAUAUGCAUGGAUGUGUCAACAGUCAGGAAGGAACUCUUGUCAAUAUAUCUAAUGAAAUUGUCACUAUUCAUAUAGAUUUACUUUAAUUUUUUUUUUCUCAUGCAACGUAGGAACACGAAUAAAAAGUUACUAAUCGCAAGUCAUCAGAAUGAAUUACGCGCUACGUACUGCAAGUUUUAAACGUGUUGUGUAUUCCUUCGUACUAUAUUUGGCUUGGCUGUUGUUACUUUGAUAACUUUCUCAACUAUACGACUGAACAACAUAAUUAUACUUAUUGUUAUUUAUUGAAAACACACACACGCACGCACACACACAUGCACACUUAUACCCGAACGUACAUGUAUAGAGAAAAGCUUAUUACAUUUUGGAAAAAGGCUACCUUAUUCAAUACGGCAAAGUUGUGGUUUGAAAAGUUUCAUCAAACAAAUCGAUCGCCAUGAGAUGGACCUAUAUGUACUAUAAUGGUUCACUGUUGAUACUAGAGUGUAUAUUUAUAAAAAAUUUGUCAAACACGUAAUUUGAAUUACAUAUUACGGAUAUAUUCUUCUCUCUCAAUUCUGAUGAUUUCAGGUAUAAAUCUAAAAUCUCUAGACUUGGAUAAGUUUUAACAACUCAAUGAAAAUUGAAUGAAUUUUCUAUUAUAGGAAUGGACGAAAAUUUAUAAUCUUGCUUUAACGCUCAAAAUCAAUUCCAAACCCUGGUGAAAUACAUUAAUGAUUUCAUUUUUUCGCGAAUUAACCCUCAGACUAUACAUUGCUGACGACUGUCUACACAUAACUAAUUACGAGUACAUUGCUUCCAAACAUUCAUAAUUGUCUGUAAUUGUAAUAGCAAUAUAUUUGUGUAAAUAUACAUUAUAUUUAUCUACCGGUUUAUUGUUGGAGAUAUCAUUGGUAAAAAGCAAUAAAUUCAGAGAUAUUUGAAAAAA